AUGGGAAAUGGAGAAUGUGCGUGGAUUACUCCGACCUUAACAAAGCAUGUCCCAAGAAUUCCUUUCCCCUACCCAACAUCAGCUCUUGUUGACGUGGAUUACUCCCUCAUGGAUGCCUAUUCUGGGUAUAAUCAGAUAUCGAUACACCGGCUAGAUGAAGAGAAAACGGCAUUCACAACGCCAGGAGGGACAUACUGCUACAAGGUGAUGCCGUUCGGACUGAAGAAUGCGGGGACCACAUACCAAAAGCUGAUGAACAAAGCCUUCAGAGACCUCAUCGGCAAAACGGUAGAGGUAUACGUAGACGAUAUCUUGGUCAAGACCGCCAGGGCCGAGGACCUCAUAAGUGAGCUAGAAAACGUCUUCACCUCUCUUCGUCAACACAAAAUGAGGCUCAAUCCGCUGAAGUGUGCCUUCGCUGUCGAAGCCGGUAAAUUCUUGGGGUUCAUGAUAACCCAAAGGGGGGUGGAGGCCAACCCAAAAAAGUGUGAAGCAAUCCUACAGAUGAAGAGCCCGGGAAGCGUGAAAGAUGUCCAAAGGUUAGCGGGCAGACUCACCACGCUAUCCCGCUUCCUCGGCGCGUCGGCAGCAAAAGCUCUGCCUUUCUUUAACCUAAUGAAGAAGGGAAUCGCGUUCGAGUGGACCCCGGUAUGUGAAGAGGCUUUCAUGCAAUUCAAAGAGAUAAUCUCGGCACCACCCGUCCUCGCGAGGCCUAAGAAUGGAGAAGCGUUGUACUUGUACUUGGCAGUAACCGACGAGGCCUUGGCGGCGGUCUUGGUGCGAGUGGCAUAUGCGCUCCUGACCUCGUCGCGCAGGUUGCGGCAGUACUUUCAAGGACACCAAGUAAUCGUCAGGACGGAUCAGGCAAUCCGACAAGUACUCCAGAAACCCGACCUGGCAGGUAGAAUGAUGACUUGGGCUGUUGAACUCUCCCAAUAUGACUUACAGUAUGAAUCCAGGCACGCGAUCAAAGCUCAAGUCAUGGCUGAUUUUCUGGUAGAGGUGACAGGGGACCCUGCCGGGACACCGAGCACACGGUGGAAGCUCCAUGUUGACGGAGCAUCCAACCAAACAUUCGGAGGAGCAGGAAUCAUCUUAGAAAACCCAACUGGAGUUGUAUAUGAGCAGUCAGUCAAAUUUGAUUUCCCGGUGUCAAACAAUCAAGUAGAAUAUGAGGCCCUGCUGGGCAGCCUAGCUUUAGCAAGAGAGGUCGGAGCCACCAGACUGGAAGUAUGUAGCAACUCGCAGGUCGUAACUUCUCAGAUCAAUGGGACCUACCAAGCUAGAGACUCACUGUUACAGAAGUAUCUGGAGAAAGUCAAAGAGUUGAGCAAGCAAUUUGAGGAGGUCACGGUCCAACACGUUCCGAGAGAAAGGAACACACGGGCAGACCUCCUGUCCAAGCUAGCGAGCACAAAACCAGGGACUGGUAACCGGUCUCUCAUUCAGGGUUUGAUAAAAGAACCAGCAGUGGCUUUACAUCUAACCCGGUCAGAUCCCUCUUGGAUGUACCCGAUCAUCGAUUUCCUGGAAAAGGCCAGGCUCCCCAGCGAUGAGAAGGUGGCCAAAACAAUAAGGCGAGAAGCGGCCAAGUAUGCAAUCAUACAGGGCCAAUUGUUUAAAAAAGGGCUUAGUCAACCACUGCUGAAAUGCCUACGUCCCGACCAAAUGGAGUUACGGAGUACGUCCUCUGGGAAGUCCACGAAGGAUGCUGCGGUCACCACAUCGGAGGGAAGGCCUUAG
Molecule: messenger RNA, 1743 nt
Organism: Arachis ipaensis
Lineage: Eukaryota; Viridiplantae; Streptophyta; Magnoliopsida; Fabales; Fabaceae
Source: RefSeq, a predicted model, not a curated record